AUGGACUCCUUCAAGGAGAAAUUCAACUCGGUCCGCGGCGACGGCAUCCGCAACCAAGUAGUACACGGCCACCUGAACCAGUCCGCCGUCUCCCGUCUCGGCGCCGCCGGCGUCUCCGUCCCCGGCUUCGGCAUAUCCCCCUCUUCCCCUUCCGGACCCUCGACCGUAUCCUUCCAGGAUGCCCGGAGCGCCGCGUCAACGGCCAACAACUUCCGGCAGAGGCACGGGGACCAGGUAGCGUCCGCGGCGCGCACCGCCAACAGCUUCAACCAAAAGUACGGCAUUUCCGAUCGCGUACAAGGUACCGCCCUAUCGGCGGCUCGCACUCCAGAACCGGAAACCGAGACGCCGAUCCCCGUCGCCUCGGCAGCCAAGAAGAAGCCUCCCCUCCUCCUCCUCCCAAGAAGCGCUUCGGCGCCGGUCCCGUUUCUCCGGCCACAGGCGACGCUCCGCCACCACUACCCCUAA
Molecule: messenger RNA, 468 nt
Organism: Parascedosporium putredinis
Lineage: Eukaryota; Fungi; Ascomycota; Sordariomycetes; Microascales; Microascaceae
Source: the annotation of a GenBank genome assembly